Onychomys torridus (southern grasshopper mouse) is the source of this 1745-nucleotide messenger RNA. RefSeq names its product tubulin epsilon and delta complex 1 (gene Tedc1). Bases 33 to 1301 code for a protein of 422 amino acids. The record is from RefSeq and is a predicted model, not a curated record. NCBI's taxonomy places the organism in Eukaryota, Metazoa, Chordata, Mammalia, Rodentia, Cricetidae. The transcript has 8 exons.
CGGGCGAUCCGAGACUGCCUGGUGCUGGCUGCAUGGGGCGGCGGAGGCGCGGGGUGGAAGGGGCAGCCAAGGCUCUGCCUGAGGCUAUCGCUGCGCUGAGUCGGUCCCUGCCCGCUGGGCCCAGCCCCGAAAUCUUCCGCCGCGCAAAGUUUGACCGUCCAGAGGCGGCUCCAGUGCUCUGGCAGCUUCUCUUCCGAGUGCUCUCACCGCUUGCUGCAAAUAAUACUUGGACCGACCUUGCUCCAGAGGCCCAAGCCCGUGUGGUGAAGUCAGCACUGGGUUCCCAAGGCUACCCCAGGACUGCGCUGGUAGAGUUUCCUGCGGGCAAUUCUCAGGGAAGCCGGGAACUGCUGCUGGCCCUCUCCUGGCUCCUGGCGCGAGGACCCUUGCUUGAGCAACUGCUUGCCCAGACCCGUGUGCAGUUGGGUGACCAGUUGCCCCAGUGUGAGUGUGAGGCCCUGGCCAGCCCUAGUCAUCCUGCACCCCAUGUGGAAACAGAGAGUCCAGUGGAUCUCCGACUAGUGGAGUGGCUGAUGGGAAAGCUGCGGUUUAGGUGGCGGCGCCUGAUCUCCAGUCAACAGGAACAGUGUACCCUCGUCAGCAAGAUCCACCUGUACACCCACGGAUGUCACAGCCAGCAGAGCCUUGGCCAUCUCUCUGUGGCUGAAACAGAGAUGCUCAGAGACCCAGAGAGCAGCCAGCAGCUUCUGCAGGCAUUGGAGAUCGAGAACAUGCGCCUGGGGGCAGCUCUGGAGUGGCGGCGCUGUGAGCUGGUCUUCUGGCAGUGGAUGGAUACAGUUCUGGAUGCCUGUUCGUCAGAGAGUCCUGCUGUGACCUCACGGCCCACAGUCUUCCCCAUGAUCUCUGAACGUGGGCUUAGUGAGCUGGAGUUGGUGAAGCAAGACUUGCAGGCCCUGCAGGAGGUGCUACAGGAGGUGACUGAGACCCGGCGGGCGGCGUGGGAAGCCCAGAUUGGAGGCCUAGGUCAGGGGCCAGAGUGGAGCACCACAAAGAAGGCCUUGCAGGAGGCUGUGGAACAGGAGUUGGUCGCCCUGCAGGGGUCCUGGGAGCCAUCCAGUAACCCUGUCCAGCCACAAAGACCCCAUCGACUGGUGAGAUGUAAGGAGGAGUCACCAAGGCCCCAAGGCCUACAGGCAGCCGAGGUGAUCAGGACACUGAGCGCCCAGGAGGCCUGUCUGACGAAAGUGCUGCAUCAGCUACAGAAUCAGUGUCGGCAGGAGCUGGCCAGGGUGGCUAGUGCUCUGCCUGGAUUGAUUUGGAUUCUGGCUCCUGGUCACUGAGGACCUCAAGAUGUGCCCACCUGUGUAGAGGGCUUUGUAGGGUCUCAGAGGAGCAGACUGGGGCUGGCAUGGAAGCAGAGGUCCAGGCCAUGUUUUCUUCCUAGGACCAGGGCCCUUUUUGCCUACAGUUUGGAGUCACCAUAGGCUGGUCCUCCUGAGAAGUUUGGAGGGGACCUGUUUAUACAUGGUAGAGCUGUCUUUGGGGACACCAGGCUGCUGCCCUCUUCCACUGUCCCUUUAACUUCCUCUUGGGACACUGGGAUGUUCGUGGUGCAUGGUUGGCACUGUGCUGGGAUCACACAUGCCCCACAGUGCAGGCAGUAUUGGGCCUCCCCUGAGUGGAAUGGCCCUGGUUGUUUCCCUGCGCCUCCUUAGACUCUGGCUGGACGCCUCCUGCAGCAGAGCCUCUUGUACUGGGCCAUGGCUGUGCCUGGUGUGUGUGUG